Messenger RNA from Saitoella complicata NRRL Y-17804, 1070 nucleotides. Its product is annotated as glyoxalase I. Lineage: Eukaryota; Fungi; Ascomycota; Saitoellomycetes; Saitoellales; Saitoellaceae. The transcript is spliced from 6 exons. Gene Ontology annotation, molecular function: metal ion binding; lactoylglutathione lyase activity. The record is from RefSeq and is a predicted model, not a curated record. Bases 42 to 1070 code for a protein of 342 amino acids.
ACUGCACCACCAAAGAGCUCAAUUGAUCCGUACCCAAUUGGAUGCUCAGAGCAGUUCACAGAGCUUCACUAUUCAAGAAUCAACUCAGAUCGACGCCAAUUGCUCCUGCUCUACGCACCAUGUCGACCGAUCUCUCUACCUACAAGUUCAACCACACGAUGCUUCGUGUCAAGGACCCUCAGGCGUCCUUGAAAUUCUACCGUGAUACCCUCGGUAUGAGCUUGGUCAACAAGUGGGACUUUGAGGAGGACAAGUUCUCUCUCUACUUCCUUGCUUACGACUCCGAGGGUGCUACCGAGGGAGGAAAGCCCUGGUCUGACCGUGAGGGUAUCCUUGAAUUAACCCACAACCACGGUACCGAGAACGACCCCGACUUCAAGCCCCACAACGGCAACUCUGAUCCCCGCGGUUUCGGACACAUCUGUAUCUCCGUCGACAACAUUCAAGCCGCCUGCGAGCGUCUCGAGAAGGCCGGCGUCAAGUUCCAGAAGAGGUUGACUGAUGGACGUCAGAAGGAUAUUGCUUUCGCUCUUGAUCCAGACAAUUACUGGGUCGAGAUCAUCGGACAGCCCCAGAAGGCCAACGUCGCCGAGACUGACUUGAAGAACUACCGCUUCAACCACACCAUGAUCCGUGUCAAGGACCCUCGGGCUUCGCUCAAGUUCUACACUGAGCAGCUCGGUAUGGAGGUUGUGAGGAAGAAGGUCUUCGAUGAGGCCAAGUUCACGCUUUACUUCUUGGCUUACACUCACGGCGCUGGCGUCCCCGCCGACGAUGGCCGCACAAACCCCGUCGCCGAUCGCGAAGGUAUCCUCGAACUAACCCACAACCACGGCACCGAAUCUGACCCCAACUUCACCCCGUACCACACCGGCAACGACGAGCCCAAGGGCUACGGCCACAUCGCCAUCUCCGUCGACAACAUCGAGGCGGCGUGUAAGAGGUUUGAGGAGAACGGGGUUACGUUUAAAAAGAAGUUGACGGAUGGACGCAUGAACAACAUUGCGUUCAUGUUGGACCCGGAUGGCUAUUGGAUUGAGGUUAUUCCCAAGGAGUUGGCAAAGGAGUAA